CUUGCUACUUGCACAAUUCGUCAGCAAAGGUUAUGCAGUGCCUGAAUAGGAUCAUGGCAGAAUCACUGGGCCUCAUCACCAUCUGCCUUUUAGGAUAUCUACUCAGUGCUGAAUGUACAGUUUUUCUUGAUCGCAAAAAUGCCACCAAAAUUCUGAAUCGGCCAAAGAGGUAUAAUUCAGGUAAACUGGAAGAGUUUGUUCAAGGUAACCUUGAGAGAGAAUGUAUGGAAGAAAAGUGUAGUUUUGAAGAAGCCCGAGAAGUUUUUGAAAACACUGAAAAAACCACUGAAUUUUGGAAGCAAUACGUUGAUGGAGAUCAAUGUGAGUCCAAUCCCUGUUUAAAUGGCGGCAUAUGCAAAGAUGAUAUUAAUUCCUAUGAAUGUUGGUGUCAAGCUGGAUUUGAAGGAAAGAACUGUGAAUUAGAUGUAACGUGCAACAUUAAGAAUGGCAGAUGCAAGCAGUUUUGUAAAUUGGGCGCUGGUAACAAGGUGGUUUGCUCCUGUACCACGGGGUACCAACUUGCGGGAGACCAAAGGUCCUGUGAACCAGCAGUGCCAUUUCCAUGUGGAAGAGUCUCUGUCCCGCACGUUUCUACGACACGCACCCGUGCUGAAACUUUUUUUUCCAAUAUGGACUAUGAAAAUUCCACUGAAGUGGAAAAAAAUUUCGAGAACCUCACCCAACCUCUCAACGACCUUACUCGAAUUGUUGGUGGAAAAGAUGCCAAACCAGGUCAAUUCCCUUGGCAGGUCCUUUUGAAUGGGAAAGUUGAUGCAUUCUGUGGAGGUUCCAUCAUCAAUGAAAAAUGGGUGGUAACUGCAGCCCACUGCAUUGAGCCUGAUGAUAAAAUUACCGUGGUUGCAGGUGAAUAUAACACCGAGGUGAGGGAACCUACGGAGCAAAAGCGAAAUGUGAUUCGCACUAUUCUUCACCACAGCUACAACGCAACUAUUAACAAGUACAACCAUGACAUUGCCCUUUUGGAACUGGAUGAACCCUUAACGCUAAAUAGCUAUGUAACACCUAUUUGCGUUGCUGACAGGGAAUACACGAACAUCUUCCUCAAAUUUGGAUCCGGCUACGUGAGUGGCUGGGGGAGAGUCUUCAACAGAGGGAGAUCAGCUUCAAUUCUUCAGUACCUUAAAGUUCCACUUGUUGACCGAGCCACAUGCCUUCGCUCCACAAAGUUCACCAUCUAUAAUAACAUGUUCUGUGCUGGCUUCCACGAGGGAGGUAAAGAUUCAUGUCAGGGAGAUAGUGGGGGACCCCAUAUUACCGAAGUGGAAGGCAUCAGUUUCUUAACUGGAAUCAUUAGCUGGGGUGAAGAGUGUGCAAUGAAAGGAAAAUACGGAAUAUAUACCAAGGUGUCCCGGUAUGUCAACUGGAUCAAAGAAAAGACAAAGCUCAACUAAAGAAAAAACAAUGUAUUUCCAAGGUUGACAUAUUUGGGGUUGAAGAUGGACAAGGGCCUUUACUGACUAAUCACUUUCCUAUCUCUUUAGAUUUGACUGUCUGCAUUCUAUGAAUACUGCUUUUUCUCUUUAUGGGGAGAAAUCUAUCUAGAAUUCCUAUUUUACUAGAGUAAGCGGAUUAGCAAAUGUAAUCACUAGAGAAAUGUACUGUGAUAGGAAAUUGUGACCAUUCCCACAGGUCCAGCCCUUGACAAAACUGUGAAGUUAAGUUCUUCAUCCUGCCCAUCGGGCAUUAAGUUUCUCCACUGGGGCAACUCUCUGAUUCUCCCUCCUUAGCAGCAUUCCAUGUUCCAGAUCUUUCUUACCUCUCCCACCAAAAUCAUCAAAACGUAUUAGAUCUGUAUCCGGGAUAUUUGGUCUAGUUCACAACAAGGCCAGCACCACACUCAUAAAGGAUGAACACAGGGGGAGCCGACAGGUGGAAACUCACCAGAAAACACUACUUCCUUUUCUGUACCCUUAUUCCUGCUUCCUCGAUCUCUUCCGUUUCCUAAUCCCGAAAUCAGUUUCUCUCUCCCUCCCUCUCUCUUUCUCUCUCCUCUUUUCCCUACACGGGAUUAAAGGAGGGAAGGGGCACAUCAUGCUGUUUUCCUGCUGUCCACAGUUAUACAUGUCUGUCAAACCCAGACUUGCUUUCAGUUUGGUCUUUGACUUGCUUUUCAGAGCAUAGGGAUGAAGUAAGGUGCCCGAAGAACUUGGGAGGAAAAGUUCCUCUGAGAGAGUCAUGUUAUUAAAAUACAUACAUCACGGAAGGACUGACCCAUCAGAAUAGUUCCCUAAGAGCUUGUCAUUGCGCUCUGAUGGAGGUAACUAAGAAGGGUGACGUCACCUCACGUGUCUCGUCCCCCAUCUCAAAAAAUGUUAACAGAAAGAGAACAGUCAGUUUGCAAUCUAGAACUAGUAGACUCUUCAAGGAAGAAUUCCUCAGUGUGUCUCCACUACCACCCGGGGCUAAGGAAGAAGUUGCCCUAGACCAGAGAACAUGAGCAUCAUGUCUCCUGAACUAGCAUAUCUCCACCAUGGAGAAGGGUGCGCUGGUGGCUCACUCCCCCUUUUCUGGUUUCAUGCUCUCCAGGCAACUGUUUCAUUAUAAUUAGGCCUUCCAUAUGGAAUCUUCUACAGGGUUGCUGACCAACCUACACAUGUACUUUGAUGUGUUAGAAUGGCUCCCUUUGUGAAUUAAUAAACUGGUGUUCUGGUUCAUA
Molecule: messenger RNA, 2677 nt
Organism: Zalophus californianus (California sea lion)
Lineage: Eukaryota; Metazoa; Chordata; Mammalia; Carnivora; Otariidae
Gene: F9
Product: coagulation factor IX
Exons: 8
Coding region: 33-1412 (459 amino acids)
Biological process (GO): blood coagulation; zymogen activation
Cellular component (GO): extracellular region
Molecular function (GO): calcium ion binding; serine-type endopeptidase activity
Source: RefSeq, a predicted model, not a curated record